CUAAAUUUCCUGCUUGUACUGGAAGUGGAUGUUCAAUUAAAGCUGGUGACCAGUAUACCAAAACGGUGGAAAUUCAAGCACCAGGCAGUAUACCUCAAUUGUCCUUUAUGAUUAUCUAUAUUGGUAAUUCGAAUACUAAUUUUAUAGGCUGUGCAUAUGCCAAACUUUAA
Funneliformis caledonium is the source of this 170-nucleotide messenger RNA. Lineage: Eukaryota; Fungi; Glomeromycota; Glomeromycetes; Glomerales; Glomeraceae. The record is from the annotation of a GenBank genome assembly.